Xenopus tropicalis (tropical clawed frog) is the source of this 11159-nucleotide messenger RNA. It is a transcript of the gene rev3l, whose product is annotated as REV3 like, DNA directed polymerase zeta catalytic subunit. Gene Ontology annotation, molecular function: DNA-directed DNA polymerase activity; nucleic acid binding; DNA binding. Bases 757 to 10149 code for a protein of 3130 amino acids. Gene Ontology annotation, biological process: DNA repair; DNA damage response; translesion synthesis. The record is from RefSeq and is a predicted model, not a curated record. Gene Ontology annotation, cellular component: nuclear lumen; nucleus; zeta DNA polymerase complex. The transcript is spliced from 32 exons. Lineage: Eukaryota; Metazoa; Chordata; Amphibia; Anura; Pipidae.
GGUACGCAGAACAGCAAAAGCAAGUACUGCCCUAUCCCAGUCCCCCCACCUCGUGUAAGGGCACGCAAUCAAGCCACGCCCACUCUCUCCCUCUUGCUCCUUGUCACGCUCCCUUGCAGUGUCGUCACCAUCAUGGCAACAACAGCUGCGCCCGUCGCAGCCCGAGCCCCGAGCUGGCCCGUAGGGCAAAGUCACGCUGACCGGCAGAGGAGCGCCUUCCCAGCAUGAGGUUCCCGGCGAGGGGCAGCUAGUGAUUGGGGCACGGAUAGCUUGUCAGAGCUGAGAGACAGUGCGCAGGCUCCCCCUCCAUAUGUGUAUUUAUAUGGAAAGACAUUUCCAUUGGGGGAGGGAGCAGGCGUUUGAGAGCUAUGUAGAUAGUAUGACAGGAAAAGCAUACAUGGACAGUACGCUUGUACAUAUCCCUGGGAGAUAGAGAAGGGCAUGUAGGACUACGUACGCACGCACAUUUAUUGCCAGAGACGUGUUUUUUUUCCUGUAGACAUAUGUGCAUGUACAGUAAGUGCUGGCCAAACUGGGGCCGCCAGACACGGAUUAUCCAAAGGCAGCGCCGGCACACGCUUGCUCCCACUCUCACGCACACAUAUUUACUGAGCUGCUGCUGCUGCUGGGCGGUCCCUGUGUGCGGGGAAGUCUCCGGGCUGCAGACACAUCUUCCUGUCUGUAGCGGGGGAAGUCUAGAGGAAGCGGGGAUCCUAGCACCAGGGGGUUGUGGGAGCCCCCACUGCUCCUGACAAGAUGUUCUUCCUGCGCCUUGUCACGGCGGAUUAUUAUCUGGCUGCCCCGUUGCCUGGGCUUGAUGUAACAAGGUCCCACUUCAGAGACGGUCCGGUGCGGAGAGUGCCAGUGGUGAGAGUGUUCGGGGCCACCCCUGCAGGUCAGAGGGCUUGCCUGCAUCUUCAUGGUAUUUUCCCUUACCUGUACACUCCAUAUGAUGGAUACGGACAGCAGGAUCCUGAACGUUACCUUCGUCAGAUAGCUUUCAGCAUUGACCGAGCACUUAAUGUGGCUUUAGGCAACCCCUCAGCCAAUUCCCAACACGUUUUCAAGAUUACAGUGGUUUCUGGAGUGCCAUUCUAUGGUUAUCAUGAAAAAGAAAGACAGUUUAUGAAGAUCUAUCUCUACAAUCCAGUAAUGGUGAAAAGGGUCAGUGAGCUUUUACAAGGAGGUGCUGUAAUGAACAAGUGCUACCAAUCCCAUGAGGCCCACGUUCCUUAUCUUCUUCAGCUCUUCAUUGAUUAUAAUUUAUAUGGAAUGAACUUAAUCAAUCUUGCUGCUGUAAAGUUUAGAAGAGUUCAGAGGAAAGGAGAUGGCUCAUUUCAUGGUACAGGUUUGCAUAAAGAUAUUGACCAACAAAGAUCCCUCUCUGGUACUUUUGUUCGAUGGGAGGAAGAUGAAAUACCAAGUUCUUUGUUGUUGGAGGAUGUGGAACCAAUAAGUACCUGUGAAUUAGAAGUAGAUGGUGUAGCUGCCGAUAUUCUAAACCGACAAGAAAUAGAAGCCCAGAUAGGGAAAAAUCCUGGACUGCAAGCAAUAUGGGAAGAUGAAAAGCAGCGCCGUCGAGAAAGGAGAGAGUCCUCACAAAUAAGCCCUCCAGAUUCUCAAGAUCGUGGGUUUGUUGCAGUGUCAGAAAGUGAAAAAAUUCUUCAGAAGAGACUGAAAGAAAUCCUGAAACAAAAUGACUUCUCAUUGACCCUACCACAUUCUCUAGACUGUAGUAACAUAUCAGAAGAAUUCUCUGUGGAACUCACACUGCACUCCCAGCUAGAAUCACCCGAGGUUGUUCUUUGUUCGCAAGCUAAUAUGGUUGAUGUUCACAGGGAUGAGCCACAAAGAGACAAAGGAUGUGUUGAUGAAGAACAAGAGGAUGCUGUCAUUGAUGAGGAAGCUAUUUUAAACAUCAUGGAAACCAGUCAAAUUUUCCAGUCACAGAGACUGAGUCAGUCUCCUGUUUUUUUGGACGACAACCAAGAUGAAGCCAUGGUUAAACUGUUAGCUGGUCUUGAAGAUGAUGGGUACCAGAUGGAUAUGUCCAGACGCUUAUCACAGCAUUCUUUCUCUGCGAGGUACAACAGUAUGCAGAAUAGUGACGAUGAAGAAAAUGAGCCACAGGUGGAAAAGGAGGAAAUGGAGCUCAGCAUGCUAAUGUCUCAGAGAUGGGACAACAACACUGAAGAACGUGAUACCAAAAGAAAUUUUAAGAGUAUUGAAGAAAGCUCACCUGAAGAGGAGGAUUCCACAGAUGAUGAAAUGGAAUGGAGUCGUAACAGACUUCUUUUAGCUGAUCUUUCUAUUCCUCAGCUGGAUGGCACAGCAGAUGAAAACAGUGAUAACCCUCUGAAUAAUGAAAGCACCCUUACCCAUUCUUUUGUUAUUGCAAAAAGCAAGUUACCUCUAAAGAAUUCAGUCUUUCACAAAGAUGCUGCUUCCUUCGAACCUCAGUCUUCUGCUAAAACAGCCUUUCAGUGUCAACACACAAGUGCCCUUUCAUCUCAUAUUUUGAAAAAAGAAGGUCUGAUAGAAGAGCUUCCGGAGCCAGCUGAAGAAAAGGGACCUGAACUUUCUGUCCAUUCUUUUCAAAAUGAUAGCACUUACAGUAUGAAAUACCCAGCAUCUUUUAACAAUUCUACAAGUCCAGAACUUCUACAUAAAGAAGUAAGCAAGAACGAUAUUACAAUUGCAGCAAGUGACAAGACCGCAUUUGAAGAUGGCAUCCCCUUAGUGAAUAGACAUUUGCAAUGCAGAAAAUUCACAAGCAUUAGAAAGACUGAUAAGGACACAUCUUUUUUAAAAUUAACUCGCCAACUUAGUGAAGGCACAUUGGAUAGAAAUCCUAGAAAUCUCAUAGAACUAAGUAAUCAUAAAAUGAAAAGAUCUUUAGACACCAAUGAAAAAUGCUGCAAUUCUACUACAAACAAAAUCUUUUCUGGAACUGUAAAUGAAAGCAAUGACUUGACCCCUUCUGUUGAUGUUAGCAGAGUCAUACUGCACACUGCAGAUAGUGCCAUAAAUGAUGUAAGCCCAAAUAAGCGUAAGGUUCGAUCUGAAGAGCUUCAAGAACACACAACAGAUAUGUCCAGUGGUAAUCAGCAGGUGACACAUUACAAAUUUUUUCCAAGUGUUGUCCUUUCCAACUGUUUGAACCGUCCCCAAAAACUUGCCCCAGUGACUUAUAAGGUUCAGCAAUGUAAAAAACAAUCAAGAUUGAAACUGGUUAAAAAAUUAAAGGUUGUGGAAUAUGAGCACCCUAGCGCUAGUGAAAAAGAUAUUGAGGGCCUUUUAGGUAAUCAGGGCUCUGUAGAAUACCGGGAAAAAAAACCUCUUCAGAAACAAACUAUAGUUACAGGUACAGAUAUGACAUUAUGCCCUUCAUACCAGGAUGCUGUAAAUGUAAAUGCACUUGUGAAGGACAGUAGUUAUGCCCCUGGUAACGCAUGUAGUAAAAGUCCUCCUGAUGUUGACAGAGUACCAUCAUGUGAUAUGGCAGUAAUGAUGGGCGAUGGUGCAUUUCAAAGUAAUGCUUGUGAGCUAAAUAGUUUUGCUAGUCAAUUUGAGGAAGGAGCGACAGAUUCAGAACCAUGUUUGGAAAUUUGUGGAAAUAAAUAUACUUUAAGAGGAAAAAGGAAAGUACAUUUUGAAAGUGAAGAUGGAGAGCCAGUUCAGGGUGCAACAAACUCAAAAUCCAGCCUACUUCAGCCUGAGGAAGCCACUGAUGAGGUAGAAAAUGUUCAGAAAGUGCGCAAGCGCAGAAAGGUUUCUAAUAAGUUGCCACCAGUAAUUAUAAAGUACAUCAUAAUUAAUAGAUUUAAAGGGAGAAAAAACAUGCUAGUGAAACUGGAAAAGCUAGAUCCCAGUGAAGAACAGGUCAGAUUAACAGAGGAUAAUAUAAAACUAUAUAACAGAAUGGCACCUUUAAAGGAUUUCUGGCCCAAGGUGCCUGAAUCUCCUGCAACCAAAUACCCAAUAUUACCAAUAACACCAAAGAAGAAUAACAGACGAAAAACAAAGCAAAAAUCUGUAAAGAAAAAACCUGGUAGACUACCUAAAACAGAAACUAAAGUGUUGAAGAGAGCCAUACCUGUUCGAAGAAAAAGAAUACGUUCUUUCUUAUCCCUUCCUAUUCCAACGUAUAAUGCUGAAACAGAUGACUGUGGCACAGACUACAAAGAUGUUAUGUCAAAACUUGGUUUUCUUGUGGAAAGGUGUCCAAGCCCCAUAAAUAUGUCUCCACCACGUUGUUGGUCACCAACUGACCCAAGAGCUGAAGAAAUUAUGGCAACUCCAAUUGCAGAUAUGCCUCUCUUUAAAAGUCCACUGUUAGUAGAUAGUAAUAAAGUACAUGGCAUUUCAAUGAAAAAGCAACAAAAGAGAAUCAACAAAUCUAGAAAAAAGAUAGCAACAAGUCCUUCUGCUCUUAGAAACCAGCCAAAAAAAAUCAGCCAGCCUAAUAUGGGCAAAGAUGGGAAAAAGCAGAAAGGCAAGUCAGGGUCAAAAAAAAGUGAAAAGGCUCCAAGAAAGCACACAAAGAUUAAAGAUAAAGACAAAAAAACAAAUGCUGAACCUAGAGUUUCUGAACAGUCCUCUUUGCCGCAAAAAGAACAUAUGGCAUCUACUUUAAAUGGAGCUGUGCAACCAGUUCCAGUCAUCACAAGAGAUUUUACUUUAUCAGGCUUUUCUACUGGGCAUGUGCACUCAACACAACUUCCAACAGAUAGUAGUACACAGAAUGAUUCACCUGGGAACAUAAAUUCUUUUACAGGAACAACAACCCCACUACAUUUUCAGCAAUUUUCAAGUAUUCCAAAAGACUGCUCAGCUUCAGCAUUUGUACCAUUAAGCCCAGCUAUUAAAACAUUCAGUAUUAAUGCAGUAAAGCCUCAGUUUCCUAAUGCAUUUCAAGUAAAGGAGUCAAGUGCAACUCAAAACACAACCCAAAAUUCAUUUACCCGUUCACCUCAGGUAAUACAAAAUGCACAGUUCACUUUAAAUAGCUCACUUACAACUCGAGAGGAUGCUGCAGAAGUCCAGAAAAGGCUGUUGGCAUCUGCUGGCAAACUUCAUGAUGUUCAGAACUCACCAAAUUCUCUUGCCUCUGAAAAGUUCCAGCCAAAGCUUUUUCCAUGUUCAUUUAAACAUUCUGGAAAUUUAGCUGAUACAUCUAAGAACAGCGAUUCAAACACACCAGUCACAUCUUCAGAGGAAGGCCAUGAAGCACUUAAUUCCCCAAACAGUUCUGUUGUAACAUGUUUGAAAAUGACAGCACUAGAGCAAAAGCAAAGAGGUGAUAGUUUUGAUGCUGCACAGUUUGCCACUCAGAGAGUGAAUCAAAAUUGCUUACCAGAAAUUUUUUCCUGCACAAAAGGUAUUCAGAAUACUAUGAAAUCUGUUUCCCCACAGGCACUACUUGAUGCACAUUCUGGAAUAGCUGUUCUUAAGGAACUGCUUCAUAAAAAGCAACAGAAAGUAUCAUUAAGUAGGGACGAGUCAACUGUUAAGCUCAAAUUAAGCUUAUCUGGUCCUUCUGAGCCAAAGAGUAUAAAGUCUGCAACACAUGGUAAAAAAACAAGGACCCCUAGAAGCGCAAAAUCUAAGGUGGCUAAUAAUGUUAAAACUGAGACAGGAAAACAUCUGAGUGAUUCUGAGAGCAAAAACUAUAUUCCUGAAAGAAGCCCAGGACUUUUUUCUGACCCUAGCUUUGAGAGCUGCUAUUCAAUUGAAGACAGUUUGUCUCCUGAGCAUAACUACAACUUUGAUAUUAAUGCUGUGGGUCAGACUGGUCUAUGCACCUUAUACUCUGGGAGUCAGUUUAUUCCUGCAGAUCAAAAUUUACCACAGAAAUUUUUGAGUGAUCCUUCUCCUCUCCCUGCUUCAGAUAAUGAAUGUUUAAAUCAUGAAUUACAACAGUCAGAAAAGAAGAAACCCCGUUCAUUAGGCCAUCCGCUGCUAAGACCAAGUUCGCUUAGUCCAGAUAUGUUUGAAAAAUCUGUUGAAUUUAAACAAAACCCUCUCCUAAAUCAGUGGAAAAAUUGCUUACUUUCUCAAAAUAACCACCAUACACAUCCAGUCGAUGGGUUUUAUAACUGUCAAUCAGAAGACAAAUAUAGGUUAAACAGAAGCAUUAGUCUAAAAGAUGUUACCUUUAAUUUUGCUCACACUGAAUGGGCUCAAACUGGGAUUAAACACACAAUGUUUGAUGCAUCCCUCCCCCCUAACUCAAAUUCCUCGUUUACAGGACUGUUACCUUCACCAGAAGGUGAUAUUGUUUCUGAUGAUUUAGAAUUAUAUAUAUCAAGACACAGUGGGGGACUUACACCAACUCCUGAUAGUUCUCCCAGAUCGAUAAAUUCACCAUCACAGUCCAAAAAUGGAAAUUCUACACCACGACCAGUGCACAUAUUAAAACCUCUCAUGUCACCCCCAAGUCGUGAGGAAAUAAUGGCAACUUUGUUGGACCAUGAUCUUAUGGAAACUAUUUAUCAAGAACCAUUUUUUAGCAAUCCUUCUGAUGCACCAGAAAAACCGAGAGAGGUUGGUGGCAGAGUUCUCACAGUAGAAACAAAAUUGCCUUAUAAUCUUCUUGAGUUUGAAGGUGACUUUUCAGUGGAAGGUCUUCGGUUCUGGAAGACUGCAUUUUCAGCAAUGACACAAAAUCCUAGACCUGUUUCACCAUCUCGGGUGAGCCGCCUUUUGGCUGAAAGAAGAAAGGACAGUCUCAGCUCUGAAAAUGAUAAAAAGCUGGUGAUCAUGCCGUGUAAAAGUGCUCCACAUCCUCAAAGAGUUCAAGUGUGGCUUCAAGCCAAAGAACUGUAUGAGACAUAUAAGACUACAUGCAAAGAUAAAGAAAUUCAAGAAGCAAGUGAAAGUAAGGCUAUCGAAACCACUUCUGUGCCUGCUGGCUGUAACAGCUUGCCUCCAAAGGAAAUCCAGAUUUUAUUAGCACAACCAGCAAGUUCAGAUGAUCUACCAGAGAACAUAGAUAAUAUAAAGAUUCAUCUAGCCAGUCCCCCUCCAGUACUUGACAGUGCAGAAAAGGAAUUUGUUAUCACUGCUUGCGCAUCCAAACCUGCCUCAAGUGGCAGGAGUGAUCAGAAUGAAUUAUUGGACAGUUCUGUUUCACCAGAUUCUCCAGUAUUAACAUCUUGGCAAGAAACUCUUUCUCCUGAUAAUACUAAUACAGCAGAAGAUAACAAGGAUUUUAAAAGUGGCAAUAUUUCCCCGACACCAUUUUUGGAGUGUGGAGCAACUCCUCAAGUGAAAAAUGAACCUACAGAUUUAUCUGACCUUUCUCCUUCUCAAGAAUCCCGGGGCAAAUUGAAAUCCAAACAUACUUGCAUGCACAGUACACCUGUCAUAGAAAGAAAGCCUGAAGCAGAGUCCACUGAAGCUCUCCUGUGCAGUCCUUUAUUAUCAGAACCAAUAUCCCAAAGAAUGAGCCAGAGGAGAGGACGCAAUCCAGAUAAACUUCGAAGAGUACUCCUGACAACUCAGAUGAAGAAUCAGUUUGCUACUAUGGCUCAGCUGAAAAGAGAAACAUCUCAGAUUGAAGGGCCUUCUCUAAAUAACUCCUAUGGCUUCAAAGUCAGUGUUCAAAACCUUCAAGAUGCAAAAGCUUUACAUGAGGUGCAACAUCUAACACUUAUGAGCAUGGAGUUACAUGCUAGAACUCGAAGGGACUUGGAACCUGAUCCAGAAUUUGAUCCCAUAUGUGCUCUAUUCUACUGCCUCUCUUCAGACUCCUUAUUGUCAAACGCCAACAAAAAACAAGUUACUGGUGCUAUUAUAGUUCAUCUCGAAGAACCCAGUAGUGAAGGUGGUAGAAGACAAACUCCAUUUCUUGCAAGAUCUGGUAUUACUGGCUUUGAAGUCACAUAUGCAGCAGAUGAGAAACAGCUGUUUGAGAUGUUGUUAAGUCUAGUCAGAAGGUUUGAUCCUGACAUUUUAUUAGGGUAUGAAGUCCAAAUGCAUUCUUGGGGGUAUCUCUUACAGAGGGCAUCUGCAUUAAAUGUAGAUCUGUGCCAGCAGCUGUCCAGGGUGCCAGAUGAUAAGAAUGAGAACAGAUUUUCGACAGAAAAGGAUGAAUAUGGCGCAGACACAAUGAGUGAAAUCAACAUAGUCGGUCGGAUUGUACUGAAUGUUUGGAGGAUGAUGAGAAGUGAGGUGGCCUUGACUAAUUACACAUUUGAAAAUGUGGCAUUUCAUGUCCUUCAUCAAAGAUUUCCCUUGUUUACUUUUCGAUCAUUAUCAGAUUGGUUUGAUAACAGGAAAGAUGUGCUCAGAUGGAGGACGGCCGAUUAUUACAUGUGUCGAGUCCAUGGAAGUCUGCAGGUAUUAGAGAAGUUGGACCUGAUUGGGAGAACCAGUGAACUUGCAAGGCUUUUUGGAAUUCAGUUUUUACAUGUCUUAACAAGAGGAUCACAGUACCGUGUUGAGUCAAUGAUGCUUCGCAUUGCAAAGCCGAUGAACUACAUACCUUUGACUCCAAGUAUCCAACAGCGAUCUCAAAUGAGAGCUCCACAGUGUAUUCCUCUCGUGAUGGAGCCAGAAUCGAGAUUUUACAGCAACUGCAUUUUGGUGCUGGAUUUCCAGUCACUGUACCCAUCUAUCGUAAUUGCAUAUAACUAUUGUUACUCUACCUGUCUGGGAAACAUUGAGAACCUGGGAAAAUACGAAGACUUCAAAUUUGGCUGCUCAUCUCUGCAAGUUCCUCCUGAUCUGUUGUACCAGCUACGACAUGAUAUCACAGUAUCUCCCAAUGGAGUUGCAUUUGUUAAGGCAUGUGUCAGAAAAGGGGUGCUACCAAGGAUGCUUGAAGAGAUACUUAAGACGCGCAUAAUGGUGAAACAGUCAAUGAAGAAAUAUAAACACGACAAAGGCCUUACACGGCUGCUUGAUGCACGCCAACUGGGUCUAAAAUUAAUUGCCAAUGUUACAUUUGGCUAUACUGCUGCUAACUAUUCAGGAAGGAUGCCAUGUGUGGAGAUUGGAGACAGUAUUGUCCACAAAGCCCGGGAGACUUUGGAACGUGCUAUAAAACUUGUCAAUGACACAAAGAAAUGGGGAGCAAAGGUUGUCUAUGGUGAUACAGACAGCAUGUUUGUGUUACUGAAAGGUGCUACAAAAGAACAAUCCUUCAAGAUUGGGCAGGAAAUUGCUGAAGCUGUAACCGCCACAAACCCCAAGCCUAUAAAGUUGAAGUUUGAAAAGGUUUAUUUGCCCUGUGUCUUACAAACAAAGAAAAGAUAUGUUGGUUACAUGUACGAAACUGUUGACCAAAAGGAUCCAGUUUUUGAUGCUAAGGGAAUUGAAACAGUCCGAAGAGAUGCUUGCCCUGCUGUUGGAAAGAUUCUUGAACGUUCGCUGAAGCUGCUAUUUGAAACCAGAGAUAUAAGUCAAAUCAAACAGUAUGUCCAGAAACAAUGUAUAAAGCUUGUGGAAGGCAAAGCCAGCAUGCAGGACCUCAUUUUUGCUAAGGAAUACAGAGGAAGCUUUGCUUAUAAGCCUGGUGCCUGUGUCCCAGCAUUAGAACUAACAAGGAAAAUGGUGGCCUAUGACCGUCGCUCUGAGCCUCGUGUUGGUGAAAGAGUCCCUUAUGUAAUAAUAUAUGGCAGCCCCGGAGUCCCUCUUAUUCAGCUUGUGAGACGGCCCAUUGAUGUUCUUCAGGAUCAUAAUCUUAGAUUAAAUGGCACCUACUAUAUCACCAAACAAAUCCUGCCGCCAUUGAAUCGAAUCUUUUCGUUAAUUGGAGUGGAUGUUUUCAGUUGGUAUGAUGAAUUACCAAGGAUACAAAAGACUUUCUCGACUGCAAGAAACGAGCAGGAAGCAAGAAAGGGCACAAUCUCACAGUAUUUUACCACCUUACACUGUCCAGUUUGUGAUGAACUGACACAACAUGGGAUCUGCAGCAAGUGCAGAAGUCAACCGCAACAUGUUGUAGUAAUUCUUAAUCAAGAAAUCCGGGAACUAGAAUAUAAACAAGACCAGCUUGCCAAAUUAUGCAGGAAUUGCACUGGCUGCUCCAACCAACAGAUCCAGUGUGUUUCCCUCAAUUGUCCGGUACUUUUCAAGCUCUCUAGAGUAAGCCGGGAGCUGUGUAAAGCCCCCUACCUACGCCAGCUGCUCGACCAGUUUUGAUUGGUGUUCUGCUAUUAAUGGUGCUAUUUUUCGUGGUUUUUUUUUUAAAUUUCACACUACAAUCUGUCGUGCAUGGUGCUGUUCCAAUUUUUUCUGUUGUUGUUUGUCUUUUUUUGUUUCAUAUAAAAAUACUUUGUUAGCAAUCCCUUUAUUGCCACCAGUUGUGGAAAGGGGAAAUGUACGUAUUGCUAUCUUUAUACAUUGUACAGAAUAUUUUUUGUUUCUUUAUUUGAAUUUUGUAAAAUACCGUUUUAUAAGGCAGUUCUUUAAAUAGAAUAACUCUGUAAAUUCAUUUCUUACAAUAGGCUUUCUUUAUGCCCUAGUAAUAAAGUGCUAGGGAAGUGGCACUGACAAUACAAAUGUUUCUCUGUGGAUAAACCAGUAUCAGGUCUCUGGUUGGUUCUAGAGUCUCGAUAUUCUUUCUACGUUUCAUUGCGAGCCGCAAUGGUUUGUAAAUAGACUUUUUUUUACUUUUGAAACAACUUGAGUAAAAUAAUGUGCAAUGGGAUUUUCUACACAUGCAAGCAUUGGCAGGUAUAUUUCCUCUUGCAUUCGCUCCACUCGGAUCAUGACCCUCUUGAUUUUGCUCUGGCCGUGCAGAUUGUAUUUCAUUGUAGCGUUGUCACUUUGUUUAAGGAAAGGAAAAUGAAGAAGGAAAAAAAAAAAAAAAUAUUGGUGUCUUGCUUUACCUGUUCAUGGGGCAUUGUGAGGAACUGUGCUGAAACUUUUGUUACAAAAGUGUGGGGCUGUUGCAAUACUUUAUAAAGUUUAUUCCAUUUGGCUUGUUUUGUAUAGACAUUUCUAUGGUUUCUAAAUAUGCUUAUUAUUUUUUUUUCUCCUGUACAGUUUAAUCUUCUUUGCCAUCACCUGGAAUACAACAGUGUAUUUAGAGUAUUUGUAUAACUGUAUAAAAUGGGGAAAAAUGGAUUAUGUGCUCAGUGUAUUGUUUUAUAAACUGGAAAUUCGUUUGAGAAGUUACAAUGGAAACUAUUAAAAUUGAAUAAAACCUG